Messenger RNA from Aricia agestis (brown argus), 3385 nucleotides. RefSeq names its product nuclear distribution protein nudE homolog 1 (gene nudE). Bases 198 to 1358 code for a protein of 386 amino acids. Gene Ontology annotation, molecular function: microtubule binding. NCBI's taxonomy places the organism in Eukaryota, Metazoa, Arthropoda, Insecta, Lepidoptera, Lycaenidae. Gene Ontology annotation, cellular component: kinetochore; kinesin complex; centrosome. Gene Ontology annotation, biological process: chromosome segregation; microtubule nucleation; establishment of mitotic spindle orientation. The transcript is spliced from 8 exons. The record is from RefSeq and is a predicted model, not a curated record.
AUGAGGAAGUUGUUGUGUCAUAAUUCGUUAAAUUCUGAAUACAUUUGCGUUUUACGUUUGUUACGAUGAUUUAAUAAAUAUUUCUACGAAAUACUACGUUUAGAACAUAAAAACACUUCAAUUAAUACGGUCUUUAUGUCCUACAUACAGACGGUUAUUUAAUUUCAGAUUUAGGUGAUAUCAGUGAAAUCUUGAAAAUGGAAUCCCCAAAGCAGUUGGAACCUGAUUCAUUAGAAUAUUGGAAAAAGCAAGCAAAACAUUAUGAACAAAAAGCUAACGAUAUACAACAUGAACUCGACGAGUAUACGGAAAAUUCAGCACAGCUCGAGAAGGAAUUGGAAGCUUCCUUGGAUCAGGUUGAAAAGCAGAACAAGGACUUGAUGAAUCAGAAUGAACGUUUGAAAGACGAAAUAGCAUCACUCAGGAACAAACUGGAAAGAAGUCAUCACGAAACAGAGGCUUUAGAAAAAGAGAUACAAACACUAAAAAAGGAGAAGGAUAAACAAGGAAUUUAUAUCAGAGAAUUGGAACAAAAGAAUGAUGAUUUAGAAAGAGGACAGAGAAUAAUAUCAGAGUCGGUGUCGUGUAUCGAAACACUGUUAAAUCAAGCAUAUGAACGAAAUGCUGUUCUAGAAAGUGAAGUAGAUGAAUUAGAAAACCUUAGGGUAAAACUGCAGAGAGCAACAGAUGAAGCAAGAGAUCUGAAACAAGAAUUAAAAGUAAUAGAGAAAAUUCCUAUCCUCAAAAAAGAAGAGAGUACAAAUGAGAAUCUAUGUAACGGCCACUCUACUGCUCGUGUAGAAAUAGAAACACAAACAUCAGUCACCUCACCACUGAAAAGGGAAGUAAACGGUAACACAUUGACACCUUCAGCCCGAGUAUCAGCAAUCAAUAUAGUCGGAGAUCUACUGCGGAGAGUUGGGCUUGAAAGGUUUCUUUGCCAUGAGUGUGGUAAGGUGAAGUGUACGUGCGGUGUAUCGACCGUGGCGGAGUACCGAGCGCCCGAGGUCGGUGACCAUGGCAACGGCAAUGCGACACCCGACGACACUGACCCGGUCGAAUUCCGGACCCCCGCCCCCUUCACCCGCCAAUACUCAAGAUCCGAACAGUCAAAGAGCUACUCGCAAAAACCCCAAACGCAAAUACCCCCCGACAAAGUGCCAGAAAACGGCAAAUUGCGAAGGUCCUUCAUUGUUAGGUCUAGGGAGGGGCUAGAGAAUUUCCUCAACUUCUCUUCUGCGAAGAAGGCUUUGGAAUCGAAAUUAGCUUCCUGUCGUGGUACCGUUAGACCUAAAGAGCACUCACCAAAUUCGAGCUCAGACGUCAGUAAGGACUACAGGUGUGUACUCAAGAACUAGAACAUCAUUCCACAUAUUGCAGAUAGUUACAGCUUAUACUUAUAAGGCCCACUACACACGUUACGAUGAAACUGCACAGGCCGGUCUCACGAGGUUAGUAAAAGACGCUGAAGGUCACGGUCGAGUGUAAAGAAUUAAGUACAGCAUGUAUGUUGAAGCCGGAUCGCUUAUCCGCCGUAUUACAAUAUGGCUAGUCGUUUUCAAAAACAAUGCCGUUUUGAGAUAUGCUGGUUUAACGACUAUCCGGGUUUCAUGCGGCCGAAAGAUGCAUACUGCGGCCAAACUGUACAGUUAUAUCGCUGCAGUCUGUAGCGGGCAUAUAAAAUGUUUGCUACGGAUACUCAUUUUGUUUAUUAACCAUCUAAUAUUGUGAUCGAGAUCACAUUUCCUACUACUAAUAUCUGUGAUGUUUUAUGAAUAUAUGUAUAAUGAAUGAAUUUUGGCCUACCAACUGGAGACCACAUAGCUUUGCACGUCAAGUGGUUUCUUAUAACUAUAUCCGCUUAAAUAUACACCAUGAAUUGUGCCACACGCUUAACACAAGUCCCAGGUGUAGGUGUGUCAAAAUUGUGACGUUGCUUAUAUAUGUAGUCGCAACGAUCUUCGUAUACACAAGCAAACAAUUUUCGAUGUAAAAGCCCGUUUUGGUAAUGUAAACUCUAACGUUUUGAAAUCAGUAGGGCCAGGCCACAGCACAGCGUUGCGGCAUCGCAUUGUAAAUAUCUGCGACGCCGCAGAACGCAGCUUGGAAGUUUCCGACGCGUUUAAAAUUGAUAGUAUUAUUAUUGUAUAAUGUCGUAUCCGAUGAAAUUUUUGCGUUGUGACAUCUGUGCGACGUUGUUUUUGUGAUACGACGGCGGAACGCAGUCUUGUGGCCUGACCCGCCUGACUCAUAGGUUGUCUAGCUAUUGUGUUAAGAUAGUCGUUGUAAAAAUCUAUUUAAAUGCACUCUUCACUCAUAUUUAAAAAAAAUAGAAUUCGAAACUCCUUAGGCUGUCUACACACUUAAUUCGCUGUGGCGGGUUAGAUGUGUAACACCUUUAGAUGUGAAUAAUAAUUCAACUCAUUUUAAGUGUAUUGUGUUUCUGUGAACUAGUUAUAAUAUAUUAUAUAUUACAUUUUAUAAUGAUAUUUCGGUGUAAAUAAACGUCAAGAAUUAAAUGAGUGUACUGAUAGGAUUUUGUAAAAGAUUUCUUGGUUGUCGUAGAAUUUUUCAAAAUAGUAUUCGAAAUUUAUCUGUAUUAUGUACAAAACAAUAAUACAUAGUAAUAAUAUUAUGAUUCUUACUUAUUGAUUAUGUGAUGAAUAAAAUAGUCAUAAAAUAAAAAAUAAAUAUAGUUAAGUUCUUUUAAUUAAAAUAUAGUAUGUUUAAUCAGACCAAUGUGUUGUAAAAUGAUAUAGAUGUUAAACUUAAAGAGUGAUAUAUUAUAUUUGUUGAUUAAAAUCUUGCCUUAAAAUUUUCUUCAGUAGCAGUCGUUUACACUUUAGUAACUUUCUUUUGGGGCACUGAAUAGCGAAGACAAUACUUGUAGAUUUUCCAUCUCACUCUAACUAGCAGCAUUUUCUAUAAGCUAUUUCAUACAUUCAGUGUUCUAAAGAAGUGAUAGAUAUUUUUGUACUGUUCUAUAUUUUCAUAAGUCUAAAAGCAAAUCAUUCUAAAGAUGGGAUUCAUGUCCUUAAGUGGAUAAUAUCUAAAUGUCAUUUAGUGAUAGAUACUACGAAUAAUAAAAACUAUUUGUUAUUCAUAGGAUAGAUAUAAAACAAUGUUUUCAGUUCUUAGAAUAAUUUACAUAUUUUGAUAUUGUCAACCAAUUUGUGGUUUUAUUGUAGCAAUGUAUGACGUACAUGAAUGUCCAUGUUAGGCUACAUUCAAUAUGUCGAAAAUUGUUUGAGUAGGUUCAUUGGCCUUAAUGUAAAUUGCCCAGUUUACUACAGAUUAAAGUAAGCAUUUAUGUUCACAUUUGUGGUGAUCAGACAAUUUUUAUUUUUAUGCGUAAUAACAAAGGAUAAUAAAUAAGUGAAGAUUA